AUGGCUGAACACUCAAACAGCUUAGUCAGAAGAAACGAGCCUGUCCUUGACUUUAUUUCUGCGGUUAAAGGACUUCAUGGGCAAAGCCUUCAGGAGCUGGGGAGGCUAAUCAGGGAGGCAGAAAAUAAUAUAAUUCGGUUAACAACUAAUUGUGGAUUGCACGUACAGAUAGGGGUAGAUAGGCUCGUUAGGUUUCUUGCUUUGCACCUCAUUGCAACAAUUAAGCACUGGAGAGGUGACGUAGCACUAUUUAGAUACUUGUUGUCUGGGUUCCAGUUACUGCAUUCCUUGUGCUAUUUGGCUCCUCGUCCGCCUAAAAUUGAACAGAUAUUUGUAGAGAAUACCAAAGUAUUUGAGCAGAUUGUGGACCUUAUCUUGUAUUUGCUCACUUAUCUUACUGGUUGCAGACAGGAUCUUCAUGUGUCAAAUCCUGCAAUCCACUUGCAUUCAACUCUUGUUGCCACCAGUCUACAUUUACUACCGGCUUGUGUUUCUUCACAAUGGCUAGAUCUUACACAAGCUUUACUGCUUCACAGCAAGGUUGACAUGUUCAUGGAUGUGGUUUUUGCUGCAAUUCGAAGUGAUGUUAAGUUUCUCCAAACUGGGUUAUCAGCUGCAAAUUCUGACCUCUCAUUUAAUUCUGUUCCUAACUUCGAAGAGAGGCUGAAUCACUUAUGCCAGCAAUGUGAGGCUUCACUGCAGUUUCUCCAGUCAUGUUGUCAGCAAAAGUGUUUUCGUGAGCGUCUUGUUAAGAAUAAGGAGUUAUGUGGUAAAGGUGGCGUGCUACUACUGGCGAAAGCUGUUCUUGAUUUAAAUGUUUUGCCAGAUUCUGGUCAUUCCUCUGUAAUUGUGGCUGCUGUUUCCAGAAUGAAGUCUAAGGUUCUAUCUAUUGUAUUGCAUCUCUGCGAGGCAGAAAGUGUAUCUUAUUUGGAUGAAGUUGCCAGCAAUCCUGAAACUUUGGAUUUAGGCCAAUCUAUUGCAUUAGAGGUUCUUAACUUACUGAAGACAAUGUUCAGUGGAAAUCCCAAACAAUCUUCCGAGUGCUCUUCCAGGGUUUAUCCAAGAGGCCAAUUACAGCUCAAUGGGCUGCGUCUUGCUGACAUAUUCUCGGAUGAUUCCAAUUUCCGUUCUUGUAUUACAGCUCAUUUUACAGAAGUCUUGACAACCAUUUUUUCCCUUCCACAUGGAGAAUUCUUAUCUAGUUGGUGUUCGUCGGAACCUCCAGUAUGGGAAGAAGAUGCCUCACUGGAGUAUGAUCCAUAUGCAGCAGCUGCAUGGACCUUGAAUUUCUUUGUAUCGUUAAAACAACAGAGCCCAAGCCAGAUAGCUCCUACUUUCGCCCCUUUUAAUUUCCAUCGGGAAUCAUAUGCGUAUCAGAGAACAUCAUUAUUGGUCAAAGUGAUCGCCAACUUACAUUGUUUUGUUCCUGAUAUAUGCAAAGAGGAGAAAGAUCUCUUCCUCAACAAGUUUCUUCAAUGCCUGCAAAUGGAUGUUCCUAAACAUAUAGAUGUAUCAGCUGGUGUUGAACCUGUGAAAGCAGCCAUUGUUAAUCGUAACCUUAGUUCACUUUUGAGUCAUGCGGAGUCUUUGAUACCAAGCUUUUUAAACGAAGAGGAUUUGAGACUAUUAAGGGAGUUCAUUAAUCAGGUAGAAUCUCAUGUUAAGGCUGCUGGAUUUCUGGAGAAUCAGUAUCAGGUGGCUUGUACAGAAAGAUACUCACCUAUCGUGGAAGCUACUAACUAUAAUAACCGAGACAGCAAUUCAAAUGAGGAUUUAGAGAAGACUUUAAAGUCUCCCAAGGUUGAACAAUUGAAUCAGGGGAGCAAUGUUGUAAAUCAACCGCAUGAUGUUGGCCAGUUAAGUAGCACUAAUAAAGUUAAUUAUAAUGGAGAGUGGAGUAGAGACACAGAAGAAACUGAGAAAAAUAUUGAUAUUAGUGGGCCCGGUUUAAGUUCUACACGAGGAAAGGAACCUAUUGAUGAUAUGGUUCAUGAUACCCCUACCAAACAAGGAGCAUUAGAAUCCCAAAGGGAGGAAAAGAUGGAAACUGUAUCUAAUGAAGAGAACCAUCCAAAAAAAAGGAAGCGGACAAUAAUGAACGAUAAACAAAUUGUCCUUGUUGAGAUGGCACUCAAGGACGAACCUGACUUGCACAGGAAUGCUGCCGCGCUACAAUUGUGGGCUGAAAAAUUAAGUUCCCUGGGUUGUGAGGUGACGCCUUCCCAACUUAAAAAUUGGCUGAAUAAUCGUAAAGCUCGGAUGUCUCGUGUUUAUCGUGCUCUUUCUGAAGCUGACAGCUCUGAGCGACAAGGUGGUUCAGCAAUUCUUCCUUCAUAUGAUCCACCUGGUUCGACCCUUAUAGACGUUAGUGUCUCGUCCUUUACGAAGGGGAAUCAGAUAAGUGGAGCUGGCGAUACAUUAUUGCUAACAUCAAGUACCGAGAUCUCAAGGAUUCCAGUGGAAGCGCCCCGUGAAAUUGCAGUGGCUGAAUCUUCAAAUAUUGAGACGGGAAAAAUGGUUUCACUCUUGGAUCAAAAUGGCAACGAGAUUGGCCGGGGAAAGGUGUUCCAGGCUCAGGGAAAUUGGGGUGGAAAGAAUUUAGGUGAUUCAGGAAUAUGUGUUGUGGACAUUUUUAAUCUUAUGAUUGAUAGAUCGGCCAAGCUUCCGUACCCAUCUGAAUGGACAGGCACUUCAUUUGAACAAGCCAAAAAGAAUUUUGGCUCCAUGAUGGUAUUAUGGGAUAUGACCAAACUUGUUGAGUACAAAGGUGGGAAAAUUUCGGACUAUAUUGCUUUUGUAUAG
Molecule: messenger RNA, 2802 nt
Organism: Oldenlandia corymbosa var. corymbosa
Lineage: Eukaryota; Viridiplantae; Streptophyta; Magnoliopsida; Gentianales; Rubiaceae
Source: the annotation of a GenBank genome assembly